Molecule: messenger RNA, 699 nt
Organism: Drosophila subpulchrella
Lineage: Eukaryota; Metazoa; Arthropoda; Insecta; Diptera; Drosophilidae
Exons: 2
Coding region: 1-699 (232 amino acids)
Source: RefSeq, a predicted model, not a curated record
AUGAGAAUAGAACGGGUGACAUGGCUGUUACUGCUGUCGCUUCUUUGUGUGCGUGGGCAGAAGAGAAAAAUUUGGGGUCAGAAUGGACCGCUGUAUGAGUCCACAAAGCAGCUGAUAGCAAGCCAAAGCUCCAAUGCUGCCAGGAUCUGGAACGACACUCAGCAGGCGAUCUUCGAGAGAUCCGAGCGACUGCAGGUGGCCAAGGACACAUUGGAUGAUCAGCAGCGAGAGGUCAGUGCCCGCUUGGAGGAUUUCUUCGGGAGUCAGUACAGCGUAGAGUGGCGUUCCUGCUUCAAGAAAUACGAAGUACAGGUGGCCCACUUCAAUCGGGAGCUGCUGGACAAGUACAGCAUAUGCAGCAAUUCCCUGGAGCACAUCAUGGACCAUUUCCAGCAGGAAAUCGUGCUCGAAGUCGAGUUCCUUCGAAGUGCUUCUCUAGAGAUUGCUGAGUUGUCGAAUACCUGCCGCACUUGGCAACUAAAGCAGUCCGGUUUUAAUCACGCCGGAAUCUUGUUCUGCACUAUUUCCGGAAUUGGGAGAAUCAAUCAACGGAUGACCGGCUGCCUGGAUCUUUGCGAUGACAUCCUGCUGGAGAUGACCAUGGAGGAUCUGGACACACCAAGUUGCCUUUUCUACCAUAAUCUGAAGAUUGAGUUCGAUGAGGUCUUUGCUGAGAUUGAGCAGUGUGCGAUGAACUAA